Messenger RNA from Lolium rigidum, 1305 nucleotides. RefSeq names its product APETALA2-like protein 4. Bases 1 to 1305 code for a protein of 434 amino acids. Gene Ontology annotation, molecular function: DNA binding; DNA-binding transcription factor activity. The record is from RefSeq and is a predicted model, not a curated record. Lineage: Eukaryota; Viridiplantae; Streptophyta; Magnoliopsida; Poales; Poaceae. Gene Ontology annotation, biological process: regulation of DNA-templated transcription. The transcript is spliced from 10 exons.
AUGGCGGCGGCGGCCACCGAGAGACCAGCGGGGGCCCUCUUCUACGGCGCCGGCGGCAUCGCGCUCGCCGCCGCGCGCGGAGACGAGGAGGAGGGAGGCGUCUUUGGCGGCGGCUUCCCUGCAGCGCGGCCGACCGUCGUCACCCAGCAGUUCUUCCCGACGACGACGGUGACCCAGCAACGGCAGCGGGCGGUGGAGCAGCGGCAGCUGGCGGUGGAGCGGUGCGUCCUGGCUGGCGCGGCGGCGGCGGCGACCGGGGAUGGGCGGUGGUCCCGGCCGGCGUCGAGGGCGAAGAGCCGGCGCGGGCCGCGGUCCAGGAGCUCCCAGUACCGCGGCGUCACCUUCUACCGCCGCACCGGCCGCUGGGAGUCCCACAUUUGGGACUCUGGGAAGCAGGUUUACCUGGGUGGAUUCGACACGGCGCAGGCAGCUGCAAGGGCCUACGACCAGGCUGCGAUCAAGUUCCGAGGCGUUGACGCCGACAUCAACUUCAGCCUGGAUGACUACAAGGAGGAAAUCAAGAAGAUGAGCAGCUGCAGCAAGGAGGACUUCGUGCAGGUGCUGCGGAGGCAGGGCGCCGGCUUCGUCCGGGGCAGCUCCAGGUUCCGGGGCGUCACCCUGCACAAGUGCGGCAAGUGGGAGGCCAGGAUCGGCCAGCUCAUGGGCAAGAAGUUCGUCUACCUUGGCCUGUAUGACACGGAGAUGGAUGCUGCAAAGGCUUACGACAAGGCCGCGAUCGAAAGCUGCGGGGAGGAGGCGGUGACCAACUUGGAGGAGCCCAAGGCGGCGGCAUGCAGCGGCGAACUCAGCCUGCAAUCUUGGGAAAGCGAGCCUGAUCUUGAGCUCAGCCUGGGGUGCUCGGGGGGCGGUGCUGGAGGCGACGUCCUCCACUCAGCCGCACUAGGCAACCGGAGAACGAGCCUGACGUUGGAGAUGCCUGAGGAGGUCGGCACGACGGCGUGGUGCUCCGGCAGGAACAGGAGCAUCUGGAUCAGGCCUUCGUCAAGGCCGACAACGCCGCCGAACCCCGCGCUCGGGUACCCAGACUGCGGCGAUCACCGCCCCAGCACAGGCAGCAGCACCACCACCAUGCUCCAGAUGGGCCAGAUCAGCGGAGGCGGCAGGGCAGAGCUACAGCAACAGAUGCCCGGGUGGCCCACCGGCGGCGGCAAUCAUUGGCUGCCGUACGCCGCCGCCGCAGCAGCAUCAUCAGGAUUCCCGCCGGCCCCGGAGCUGGGAUGUGGCCUAGGCGCCGAGCAGCUGAACCACCACCGGCUGGACAGAAGGGAGCAGCAGUGGCGCUGA